This is a messenger RNA of Glycine soja, 1198 nucleotides long. RefSeq lists its product as uncharacterized. The record is from RefSeq and is a predicted model, not a curated record. Gene Ontology annotation, molecular function: calcium ion binding. Lineage: Eukaryota; Viridiplantae; Streptophyta; Magnoliopsida; Fabales; Fabaceae. The transcript has 5 exons. The coding region runs from base 556 to 960 and encodes 134 amino acids.
AGUCCAUAGAGAGACAAGGCUCACUCCAAAGCUUGAAAGACAGAGAGAGAGUUACCUUGUUUCAGUUGGUUGAUGUCCAUACGAUGGGACAAGUCUUUGACAAGUUAGAGGUCUAACGUUGUGGCCUGUGACAUCAUUUGUGAUUUGAAGGCCAGAAUGUGUGAAGUUUAGAGUUUAAUUGUUUUGAUAUGCGAAAUGGGAGGACAAGGCUCAAGAGAGAUCACAGUGGGGGAAGACCAAUUAAUGUUUGGAUUUGGUUAUGUGAGUCAACUUGAGAUGUAGAAUAGAAGGAAAACCAAUUAAAAAGAGAACAAGGAGAAAAAAAUGACAGAUGGGAAUCAUGGCAAAAAGGAUAAGGAAGAGAAAGUAUUAGAGCACGAACAGUUGCAGUAAUUUUAGUAGCUCCAUCCAAGAAUUCACUAAUCGAUUGUUUCAAAGAGGUUGAUGACAACCAAAUCAAAGAUAGUUUGAGUUCUACUAGAAUAAGGUAAGGAGUGGAGGCAAAGGCAAAUAAGGAAGAUAACAGAUCGAGUUUUUGACAAAGUAAAGAAUCAAAUGGAAACUGAUAAGUUGAGUUUUGAAGAUCUGUAUAUUGCUGUUUUACUUGUGUACAAUGAUAUUAACAAGUAUAUACCUGGUCCCCAUUUUGACCCUCCAUCAAAAGACAAAGUCAGAGAAGUCAAACAGAGCUGUGAUAUCAACCUCGAUGGGGAUAUCGACCGUGAUGAAUUUUAUGAUUUCAUCAUGAUAAUGACAGCUGAUACAUUCACUUUUGUUAGCCAAAAACUUAUUGUCACUUUCGUUGUAGCACCAACAGUUGCAGUGGCAACAAAGAAGGCUACUGAAGGUGUUCCGGGUGUUGGGAAACUGGUGCAAAAGAUACCCAAUUCAGUUUAUGCUUCCCUUGUGACAAUUGCAGCUGUGUGGUUCCAAAAAAAGGCUCAGAGUUCUUCACUGUAGCCAUUGCUGAUCAUGUGUUUCACACGGAAUGAUAUAUAGAAUUCUCUUGAUUGUACAAAAAGGAUUAAACUGUUUCCAUAUUAGUUGAUAAAAAACAAUUGUUGUGUUUUACAUUUUGGACAAAAGAUCAACUCUUGAUUUUUCUGUCAGGUUAUGCUAUGCAUGUAAAUUAACUGUCUUCAAUAAAAUUGUAUUACAGUUCCUGUUCCUCAGAAGGAUAGAUAUGAACAAUUAUCUA